AAAUUUCCUCUUUCAACGAAAUUCACUCUCGAAGAGGGACAACAACAGGCAGCUCUUCUUCCUUUUCUGCGUCUCAUCAUCAAACCCCAAACUCUUAACUAGCCUCUUCCUCCUCCUCUUUACUUUAAUUUCAUUUUGCUUUCACAAAUCUAAGACCAGAGCUCCAAAAGAUUGAAUAUUUAUCCCCUCAAAUUAAAAUCCUUCCUUUUUCGCCUUUUCGGUUGAAAAUUUGUAUAAAAAAGAGGGUGAUUUAGAAACAAUGGAUGCUGAUUCAUGGAGUGCUCGUCUUUCUUCAGCUUCUAAGAGAUAUCAAUCGGCUCUUCAAUUACGAUCUGAUAUGCUUAUGGGGUUUGAAGAAAUUGAUGGAGAAGAUGAAAUAAGAGAGGAGUUUCGAUGCCCUUUUUGUUCAGAGUAUUUCGACAUCGUUGGCUUGUGUUGUCACAUUGAUGAUGAGCAUCCAGUGGAGGCUAAAAAUGGGGUUUGUCCAGUCUGUGCAAUGAGGGUGGGCGUUGAUAUGGUUGCGCAUAUAACCCUACAACAUGGAAAUAUAUUUAAGAUGCAGCGCAAGAGGAAAUCACGUAAAGGUGGAUCUCAUUCCACGCUUUCUCUUCUGAGGAAAGAGCUGCGAGAAGGAAAUCUACAGUCCUUCUUCGGGGGUUCUUCUUGUACAGUGUCUUCCAAUUCAGCACCUGAUCCGUUGUUGUCUUCAUUUAUUUUACCCAUGGUUGAUGACUUUGUUAGUGUCCAGCCUAACUUUUCUCGUGAAACAAGAACAACUAAGAAAAGUUCGGACGUGAAUAAGUCGGAAAGAAAUGUGAAGUCGUCUCCCCUUUCGGUAAAGGAUCAGGAAGAGAAGGCAAAAAGAUGCGAGUUUGUUCAAGGGCUGCUGUUGUCCACAAUGCCUGAUGAAAUUUUAUAAAACAGCGUUCUCGGGUUCAAAUCGGUUGCUGCAAUGGAAUCGUGAACCCGAAUCCCAUGGGGAAAUUGGGUUGACGAUGAAGAGCCCCCCGGCAAGCAAACUUGCAAAUCUACGGUUCAUUACUGUGUUUGUAGUGAAAAUGUUGAAAUAAGGUUGGUAGGAAUGAAUGUAAUUUUUUGCAUAUGUGGACUCUUUUAGUUGUUGUUAGACCUGAUCAUGGUUCCGACUUCAUCUUUUAAUCUCAGGUCAUAUGGUAUGACGAUAUUUUUAAAAAAAUGUUGUUUUCAACA
Molecule: messenger RNA, 1209 nt
Organism: Gossypium raimondii (Peruvian cotton)
Lineage: Eukaryota; Viridiplantae; Streptophyta; Magnoliopsida; Malvales; Malvaceae
Product: protein DEHYDRATION-INDUCED 19 homolog 3
Exons: 5
Coding region: 260-919 (219 amino acids)
Source: RefSeq, a predicted model, not a curated record